Molecule: messenger RNA, 1945 nt
Organism: Venturia canescens
Lineage: Eukaryota; Metazoa; Arthropoda; Insecta; Hymenoptera; Ichneumonidae
Gene: ArgRS-m
Product: arginyl-tRNA synthetase, mitochondrial
Exons: 5
Coding region: 164-1858 (564 amino acids)
Biological process (GO): mitochondrial translation; arginyl-tRNA aminoacylation
Cellular component (GO): mitochondrion
Molecular function (GO): arginine-tRNA ligase activity; ATP binding
Source: RefSeq, a predicted model, not a curated record
AACUCCGCGAACUCCGCUGAUACAUAAAAAAUGGCGGCGCCCAUGGUCCGCCGUGGAAACUCAUACAAAAGUGAGGUUAAACCGGUUGCCGUUCGGUAGACAAUUUGUCAUCAAUUUUACAAUACAUUAAAUAACUAACGCUAAAUUUGUUUAUAUCUUGAAUAUGAGCAGCGUAAUAAGAAACGUGAUACAGCAAAAGAUUGCACAGAGUCUUCGUGAUACUUCGAAGCUCAACGAAAUAAUCGCUAAUCUGUGUAUUAAACGUGAAUCGAACGAAUUCGCGUUCUUCCUACCGUUGAAAACAAAACAUUACGAUAUACGAAAGGAAGCUGAGAUUAUUUCCAAAGAAAAUGGUUGUGAUAUUUUUGCAGAAAUCGGAAUUAAAAGUGAUGCAGUGCCUGUACUUGUGUUUGAGCUUUCUCGAGAAACACUGGUCAAGAAAAUUCUUGAAAAUAAUUUGAGAGACCCUUUGCCUCCCUGUAACUAUUGUGAUCCUCAAAAAAUUGUGGUUGAAUUCAGUUCCCCCAAUGUCGCAAAGCCUUUUCAUGUGGGCCAUUUGCGCUCUACUAUUAUCGGUAAUUACAUUACCAAUUUACAUGAUUUUCUUAACAAUCGUACAACAAAAAUCAAUUACUUGGGAGAUUGGGGCACACAGUUUGGCUACAUAGAACUUGGAAUCAAUUUGCUCAACCUGACUGAAGAUUCUCUCAAAUUAAACCCCAUAUCGCAGCUAUAUGAAGCUUACGUCUGUGCUAAUAGAGCUGGAGAAAACGACCCAAAUGUAGCUCAUAAAGCCAGAGAAAUCUUUGAGUCUCUGGAGAAAGGUGACCAAAAAAUUUCUGAAAAAUGGCAAAUCCUUAAAAAAUAUACUACACAAGAAUUGACCAAAACUUAUGGAAGAUUGGGAGUGCAGUUUGACGAGUAUCACUGGGAAUCCAUGUACGCUGCAGUGUUUAUCGAUCCAAUUAUUCAAAAAAUGGAUCAACUUGGACUCUUGAAAAUUGAUGCUGAAAAACGAAAAGUUAUAGCAAUUAACGAAAAGCGAAACGUUCCUAUCAUAAAAAGUGACGGCUCAACACUUUAUUUAACAAGAGAUAUUGCUGCUGCGAUCGAUCGAUAUGAAAAAUAUAAUUUUGAUCUGAUGUACUAUGUUGUGGAGAAUUCGCAAACCGACCAUUUUACAAAUUUAGUGAAUAUUCUGGACAAAAUGAAACAACCUUUUGCCAAUAAAAUUCAGCACGUUAAGUUUGGCAGAAUACGUGGAAUGAGCACGAGAAAAGGCACCGCUGUUUUUCUCAAUGAUAUUUUAAAUGAGGCUCGUGACGCUAUGCGAGACAAACAAAUCAAUUCGCUCACGACCAAAGUAUCACUUACCCCUGACGACAACAGCGCCGACAUCCUUGGAAUUUCAGCAGUCGUUAUUCACGAUUUGAAACAAAAGAGGCUUCGAGAUUAUGAUUUCAAUUGGAAUGUUGCACUGGACAUAAAAGGAGAAACUGGAGUAAAAUUACAAUACUGUCACUGCCGACUAGUGAAUUUGGAGGAGAAUUGUGAGACGAAACUGGCGAGUGAGUGCGACCCCUCAAUGCUGAGAGAACCAAUUGUGAACGAUCUCGUUACGAAAAUCGUUCAGUUCGACGAAGCAAUUAUUUCUUCGUAUCGUGCCCUGGAACCCUGUCAUCUAGUGAAAUAUCUUUUCGAGUUGAGUCACACAAUCAACAGGAGUUUGAGAGAACUCAAAGUCAAGGGUGAACCGGAAGACGUAGGCUCCCAAAGGUUACUUCUGUACCGAGUUUCAAGGAAUAUUCUAGCAAAAGGAAUGAAAUUACUUGGUCUCCGACCUCUCGAAAAAAUGUGAAAAGAAACCUGGAAAAAAAAAUGUUAUGUACAUAAGUGUAUGAAUAAAAUCGAUCAAGAUCAUCGAUUUGGGGCAAUCGGACGAUAA